Molecule: messenger RNA, 430 nt
Organism: Funneliformis mosseae
Lineage: Eukaryota; Fungi; Glomeromycota; Glomeromycetes; Glomerales; Glomeraceae
Source: the annotation of a GenBank genome assembly
AUGAAAAAACAUAAACAAAUCCAAAUCCCUUCCAUUUAUGAUUGCACUAUAUCAAUAAUCGACAAAGAAUUAAACAUCAUAGUAUUACAUCUUGAAAGAAAUAAAUAUUUGAGGUGGAAGUUACCUAACAUCGCACAUUUAAUUCAAAAGAAUCUUAAAAUCGACAAUUCGUUUGAUAUGUUUAAAUUGGAUUGCGCUUCUGAAAUUCGUAAAGCGCAUGAAUUUAUUCCAAAGGAAACUGAAGUAGAAAUUCGUAAAACAAUCACUGAUAUUUGGAAAAGUGCUGAAGAAGGAGUAAAAAUCGAAUAUCAUAAACUUAAUAUGGAAUAUAAAAAAGCUUACAAGCAACGCAAAGCAGUAGAAAUCCGUGAGGCAACUGAUUUUAUUUGGAAUAGAUAUACAACAGCUUUAUUAUUAGAAAUCCUUGAAG